AGCACACAGACACAGCCCCAUAGUAAAACAUACCAAGCACACAGUUAACCCUUUGAUCGCCCUUAUAUUAAACCCCUUCCUGCCCAGUGCCAUUAGUACAGUGUCAGUGCUUAUUUUUAGCACUGAUCACUGUAUUGGCCAUGCAACACUGUACCCAUAUGAAAUUUUUAUCAUUUCUUUGUGACAGAGCUUUCUUUUGGUGGUAUUUAAUCACCUCGGGGUUUUUUAUUUUUUUCUUAAACAAAUCAAAAACCACUGAAAAUGUUGAAAAAAAAAAGUUUUUUCUUAGUUUUUGUUAUAAAAUUUUGUAAAUAA
This is a messenger RNA of Staurois parvus, 315 nucleotides long. The record is from the annotation of a GenBank genome assembly. NCBI's taxonomy places the organism in Eukaryota, Metazoa, Chordata, Amphibia, Anura, Ranidae.